GAUUAUUGGAAGAAAGUUGGCUUCCAGUGGGAAAGAGAGAAUGAAGAUGAUCUAAAAGACAAGAUGGACUUCAGUGAUCUCCACCCUUCAUUCUAUCCAGCAGGAGUGGAAAGACCUGGACUUGGUUGUCGUGAGCUCAUCUUCAGAAACCUGUCUAAGAUUCUUCCAGCUGUCAGUCAUGAUAUAACAGACUGGGUUAUAGGAACCCGAAUUAAAGCAUCUCAGCUACUAGUGACCUUGUUAGUGCAUGCAGAAGAUCACACCACUCAGCACAUGGAGCUGGUCCUCAGUACUCUGUACCGAUCGUGUCUGGAUGAAGAGGAGAAAGUAGUGCACAAUGGUAUUAAAGCGGCGGAACUGAUUGGAACCUUUGUGAACCCUGAAGUGUUUCUCAAGCUGAUCUUGCCAGCACUGCAGAAGUCUCCCCUAGCUUCCCACCUAAUCGUUCUGGCAGCAUUCAUCAGAGGGAGUUCCAAAGAGGUGCUUAAACCCCAUUUACAUCGUAUUGCUGAUGCCAUCUCCCAGACUGAGAUUUGCCAGGGCUCAGAAAAGGUGCUGUACCUGGAGCAGUUGCUGUGCUGCCUACAGUCCUUGAUU
Messenger RNA from Staurois parvus, 597 nucleotides. NCBI's taxonomy places the organism in Eukaryota, Metazoa, Chordata, Amphibia, Anura, Ranidae. The record is from the annotation of a GenBank genome assembly.